ACUCAAGCGGGAGCCGGGAACCUCACAUCAACCCCCAUCUAGAGACGAAAUAUUAAUAAUAUUGCAUAUUAACUUUGCUUAUAUUCCAAAUGUGUUUCUGAAAUGCUUGCAGAAAAGGCAUUAGAUUUAAUCCGUGAAUUGCACAGAACUUCAAGUGGAACUUUGUCCCCAUAUAAUGUUUGUUACUUUUAUUAAACUUAUUUCGUUUGCCGUAGACUUGAGUUAGACACAGUUAGUAGACUCAGUUCAAUUCAGUAGUGAGUAGUCUUGAGUGAGUAGACGUAGUUCAAAGUAAAAUAAUUUUAUUGUAUUUAAAUUAUAAUUAAGUUAUAUUGUUAUCAAUGUUAUAUAUGUAAAAAGUUUAAACAUUUUAAAAUCUUUUACAUAUGACUAAUAAUAAUUAUAUUAUUGCGUAAUGCAACUGCCAUCUCUUUGACUUUGAGUUAUGAAUCAUAGUCAUAGUAAUGAUACACUAACUCUAUGAUUCCUGAUAGAUACAGAUCAGCUGUUAAGACUUGAAAGUUGAGAAAGGUAGAUCCACACACCUAAGAAAUUUCCAAAACAAAAUUGUCCAACACAUCUUCUAUAUCUUUUUUUGAAGUAACUACUGUGUUAACUGAACUUGAUUAUCACAAUCUCAAAUAAUGUAUGAGCCACACUACUCAUCUCUUCUGAUCACAACUCUACUGAUUGGCAGGCUACUUUGACUUUACUUGCUACUUAACAUAAAUAUAGUUGAAGUGACUGGGACUGGGGUAGUUGAUAGUUGAAGUGUCUGAAGGUGACUGUUUUAAUAAAUAGAAACCUACAUUCAAUGCCCUAAAGCUUUUCCCAUGUGAUGAACUGAUGGAUUUUAACCAUCUCACAUUAGCCAUUAGCAGAGUUUAUUGAUUAUUGUUCUUUUACAAUUUACAGUCAACUUAAAUUUGACUAUUGUGGUUUGCAGAUCUGAAUCAUUUUAAAAAUACAGCAUCCUGUUAGUACUUAAAUAUACUAUCAAUAAAUUGUUUAAAUAUUCUUUUCAACUGUCAACUGGAUCCAUAGUUACUGCAUAUUUGCAUACUUUCUUCAUUAUCAUUGCCAUAGGUUGACCUUAAUGUAACUAUUAGUUUUUGGUUUAUAUGAAUGCAAUGUGCUGCUGAGUAGGCAAAAAAAAACAACAACCUCCAUUCUUUUUAUAUAUUUAUAUAAACAUCCAAAUAUUUGGCACUUUACAGUAUCAUCAGUGUCAGAAUUUAGCAUUUAAAUAAAAGCUAAGUAAGAAUGUUUAAAUCAUUUAGUCAAUAGUUGUUAAAAAAAUUUAUUUUUAAAAUCUCUACAAUUCAGGAAGACAAGAUUCGUCAAGUUUUAGAAGAAAUGAAGACACUUUUUGAACAAAAUAAAGACAAAGCGUAAGUUAAAUGCUUAUAUAGCAAUAUAUUCUUACUGGACAAUCUAUAUUUCAAAGUGAAGAAAUUAAAUGACUGAAGACACAUAAGGCUAACACUUACAGUAAAUUUAACAUCCUAAAAGAAUCAAGAACAUUUUCUUACUAGGAUGCAGCCAUAAUUAUAAUGAGUCCUCAAAAUCAUUAAUAAAAUAUUUGUAUGCAUUAUGAUAUGUGAUCCUGCAAGAUACCUGUACUCUCAUAUGAUUUAGGAUGAUAAAUAUAAUUCAUUAUGUCGUUCAAUCUAAUGUUUGUAUACAGACACAGUGUUGCAGAAGGGCAAACGGACCAGUUAUCUUCAAUACAACUUCGACAUGCAGGAAUACAGAGAAACAAACGCUGUUUAUUAGCUUACUUGUAGGUUAUCAUGAAUUUGUUUUAGUUAUAUAAUUUGCUUAAUGAAUAGGAAAUAUUUGUAAAAGUCUUUGUGAUACACAUUGUGAAAAUGAGAUUUUGAAAGAUUUGAAUUUGUGAAAAUUUCUUAUGUGGACUUCUAAUUUGUAUAUUUUUGUAUAGAUACAACCGUUUAGAGCAAAUUCGUAAGAUGCGCUGGGAAUUUGGGAGUGUUUUGCCACCAGAUGUAAAAUAUAAUAUGUGUGAACAAGAGGUAAGUUAUUGUUUAGUUUUAUAAGUUUUAUUUAAAGCUAUAGUUCUAUUGUUAUUUCCUUUUUAAUCUGUAAUAUACUGUUUUACUGUAGGCUUAAUUUUAUUAAAUAGUACUGUUUUAUGAUUUAUAUAAAGUGUGGCAGAUUUUAAUUUUAAUUUUCAUUCUCAAUUUUGGAAUGACUAUUCAAUAGUGAUACGUUUCACCACGUUCAGACGUCAAGUAAUGAUAAUAAUAAAUAAACUCUCAACACAAUGUUCUUAUGUAAUGAGCAAAGCUAGCUUACAGGAAAGACGUUCAUUUUCGUGCACAUUAAAUUUCAUGAUCGUCCUAGCUGUAGCACAAAAUCAUGAAUUUUUUAAAUUUGGAAAGCUCAGAUAAGAAAAACACGAAUUUGGCCAGCAUGGAUUUCCGGAUCCAGGCUUUUCCCAUAGCCCGAAAUGUGUUUCUUCCACUCUAAAUAUUCUCAGCAACACACCUAUCAAAAAAAAAAUUCUCAAAUCGUUCAUAAUUACUGACAUCUCACCAGUUAUGACACACUACAUCCAAUUGCUAAUUUAAGGAUUUAUUAUUAAGUUAUUUCUUUUAUUUGUGUUCAUGUUUCUAGAGCAGAUCAAUAAUCUUUUUUGAAACAUAACUCUCUAAUUAAAAAAAAAAAAAAAAAAUAUCUUUGAACUCCAAACAAAUAAAAGUCUGGUACUAUCAACACUACAUACAAUGGCUAAUUUAAGGAUUUAUUAUUAAGUUAUUUCUUUUAUUUGUGUUAAUGUUUCUAGAGCAGAUCAAUAAUCUUUUUUGAAACAUAACUCUCUAAUUAAAAAAAAAAAAGGCAUAUCUUUGAACUCCAAACAAGUAAAAGUCUGGUACUAUCAUGACAUUUCUUGCUUUAGUUUAAGUACAAGCUACACUAAAAACUUAUAUACUACCGGGACUAAUUUACCAACUGCUUGGUUGACAGUCCAGUCCCACCAUUGUUAACUACAGGGAAAGCUCUUGAAAUAUAAAGUAAACCUGCUGCUUAGGCAUUUCAAAGCUGGUGGCUCCAAUAACAAUCCUGUUGGCGUUUGUAAUAACAAAUUGUUUUAAGUUAACACUGCAUCAUUGUUAGAUGAAAAGCAGUAGUAUGUAUCCUUUUUUAGAAAUUUUAAUGUAAAUAGUGUCAUUUCUGUCACCCCAAUGGUAACAUACGCCUCUCUACCAAGUUGUGAAGGGAUUGAAUUGUUUGAAGUCUUCACCAACUAUGGGCCAAAACUGAGUCGAAUAGACUCAUUAGCUAAGUAACUCAACUAUUCUUGGGGAAUAAGUAAACUCUGAGGUGGGGGGUGGGGACGAAUAACGAAAGUGGGAAAACAAAGUCAAUGUCAUGUCAUAGUAUUGAACAUCUGUCCAUGAUAAUAAAACUCAGUCUUUACAGUACAAUAAAUUCAGGCCAUAAUAUGAAAUGAAGAAGAACACAAAAUUUGGUGAUUAACCAUAGAAGGGUAACUGCUGUAAUUAUAAGUUAUCUUGUAAUUUUAGGUCCAGUGGUUCAACCAGUACAACCGGCUGCUUGCAAACUACAUGAGGUCUAUAGGCGAAAGUGGUGGGCUGGAUUUAACACAGGACAUGAAGCCGCCAAAGACACUUUAUGUUUUGGUGAGUGUUAUCAGGUCUACAAUAAAAGGCUGGGAGAAUACUACACGUUUUUAAAAACAAAUUUUUGUUAGGGCUUGCGGGGCGUUGAUCGAAAACCCCAGUGAUUUGUGAGUGUCCAGUUAAAUUUGGAUUGAAAUAAGUUUUGUAGUGGAUGUUAUUUUUCUCAAAUGAAUGUCUUUUAAAUUUUUAAUUUUUUAAAGCUUGGCAACUGUAUUCCUCUGAAAAUGAAGUCAAAGAUAUGAAUGUCCCCAGAGAUUCAUUAUAUAUAAAAAGGCUAUCAAAUUUGGGCAAAGAUGAAUUUCUUUGGUGCUUGAUGAAAUAAAAUGUUAAAACAUUCACAGCCCCCAAGUCAAUAUUAUUUAAGUAUAUUUUGCCCAUAUACCUGUAUACAAUAAUAAUAUUGGUUAUUAUUAUCAUACAUGUAAAAGGUAUGCAAAUGGAUUUUCAGAACAAUUUCUUUCUGCUUAACACUGCCCUUAAAAUAUUCAGGAAAUGAUUUUGUUCAUUUCUAGGUAAGAUGUUUGUUGGACCAUGGAGAAUUUGAAACACAAGAUGGCAAUAUUAUUUUACUCAAGAAGAAUAGCCAGGUUUGUCUUUUUCUUUACUCGGAAAAUAAUCACCACAGCUUUAGAAAUUAUUUCAUUGCCAAGUUUUAUUAUUGAUAAUUAUCUGUCUCCCAUUGGGAUUUUUGCGCAUUAGUUCAUAGUGAUCUUACCCUUCAAUGAUCAGUGUAUAGAGAGAGAGUGUAUGUAAAUGUAUUGUUCCCCAGAAUUAAUUUUCAAUGUCUAAUUUGUUAGAUUAAAAUUUAAUGAGCUUGGUGAAAAAUAAAAUACAUUGAGAUUUGGUGUCACUGAAAUAUACAAAUUAAUUCAUAUUGUAUUUGCUUCUUUCUUUAGCAUUACUUGCUGAGAUCUGAAUGUGAGCACCUGAUACGUCAAGGAGUGUUAGAGCAUGUUGUACAAUAGAUCAUUUUUGUAUGAUAGAUGGUAUAAAGGCAAAUGUAAUUCUGUACGGUAUAUAAAUUAAAUCAUUUUUUACAAUCAUUGAUUAUUUUCAUUGUAAAGAAAUGUACAUAAAAUAUUUCACAUUCUAUGUUGAACAGCGUAAGCAACUGCCACAGUUACAGUAAAAAAUAUGUUGAAAAACUGAAGCAGUUUUAUAGCAGCUUCAGAAAUGCAAAUGUUAUAAGUAUUUAUGUCAGGCAGAACAUUUUAAUUUCCAUGACUUAAGCUUAAUAUCUUGUUUAAAGUUUGGUUAAGUUCAUGUCAUGUUGUAUACAUAUUUAUUGUACAGUGAUAAAUGUGGUUUGGGUGGCUUAAUUGUAAUUUUUCAAACACUUAUUAUUAAUGAAAUAAAAUAAGAGAAUUUAAAAAAAAUUAUCAAACUGAACAGUGUUAUUAAUAAUGUUUGAAGUUGAAAAUUUAACUACAUAACACAAC
Molecule: messenger RNA, 5104 nt
Organism: Lymnaea stagnalis (great pond snail)
Lineage: Eukaryota; Metazoa; Mollusca; Gastropoda; Lymnaeidae
Source: the annotation of a GenBank genome assembly